Messenger RNA from Dicrocoelium dendriticum, 618 nucleotides. The record is from the annotation of a GenBank genome assembly. NCBI's taxonomy places the organism in Eukaryota, Metazoa, Platyhelminthes, Trematoda, Plagiorchiida, Dicrocoeliidae.
AUGAACCGGAAAUCCUCUCAGACGACUAGUAUGGCAUCCAGUGUGCACAUUACAACCCUACCAGCGGUUAAGAUGAUCAUGCACGCAGCAAAGCACCCGGAAUCAGCCGUGAACGGUUUGCUGCUCUGCAAUCAAAGUGAUGUCAUCAAACUGACUAUCACGGACUACGUGCCCCUGUUUCAUUGUGCGCUAACGCUGACGCCAAUGCUGGAGGCAGCCUUGUAUCAAGUCGAGGCCUAUUGUGACUCAGAAAACCUCCGAAUAUGUGGGUAUUUUCAAGCGAACGAACACAUAAGCGAUAAAGAGCCAACUACUUUUGCUUACAAAAUUGCUGAGAAACUUAAUGAGAAGUCGGGUCCCGCCUGUUUAAUCAUGCUACGAAACGACCGAUUGUAUCCACCAUCCAGUGAGCACUUCAUAGUUCACACAAACGCACAGGGCAAAUGGCAAGAAUUAAAACACACCGUCUCCUCAGAGGUUCCACACUCAUUAACGCAAGCGUUCCGAUCCAAGUUGUUCCAAGCGAUGUACGAUUUUGACGACCAUUUGGACGAUAUAAAUUGUGACUACUUGAAUGCCGAGCUCUCUAAAUGUAUUUUCGUCGAUCACUGUGAUUAA